AUGUUUAAAAACACGUUUCAGAGCGGAUUUCUGUCCAUUUUGUACAGCAUCGGCAGCAAACCCCUGCAGAUCUGGGAUAAAAAGGUAAGCAGCGAUUUAGACUGUGAUGGAAAUGCGGUUAGCUUCCUUAGCAAGGUGUGCUAAAUCGAAAGGGUAUGAAAACGCUGUUUGGUAUGUACCUUGUAGGCCUUUUACAUUGGCAGUGGGAUUGGGAUUAAUCGUUUCCACAAAAGAACAAUUUUACGACAAUCUUUAGCUUCUUUGGUGGCUUUCCUGAACUGUUAACUGUUAAUUUAAACCACUGUCCCUUAAGGCUCUUCCAGUGGUCCAGAACCCGGCAUUCUGGAGACCUCCCUCACUGCUGCCAUGCAAAGCCAACCACAACGUUCAGCAUUUUAACUUUACAUUUGCAUUCAAACUGUGAAUAAAAAACAACAACAACUUAAUACCGCCUUCCUCAGUGUAGAUGUUUUCAUGUCUGAACAAACUGAAAAAGGCUGGCUCUGUGGUUGGACUCAGUGGAGGAUGUGGUGGAGAGAUCUAUUCUAAAGAACAUAGAUCACCCACUUCACAACACCUCGAUGGUGAUGGACAGCUCCUCUCUCUUCACUGCAGAACAGAAAGAUUCAGAAGAUCUUUUGUACCAACAGCCAUCAGGCUUGAUACGUCUUGUGUAAAUAUGAGAUAACAUUUAGAGACAUAUUAGGUGAGACAACAGACAAUUGAAUUUCCCUUCGGGGAUUAAUAAAGUUCUUCUUAUCCUUAUUUAAGAUACUGCAGGUUUACUGUUUACCACACUCCUCUCCUAACAUUCAAAAUGUCUUAUUUCCUGCCUCCACAUCCAUAUUUGAAUGACAGCAACAUGAUUUCUGGGUUCCUGCUUUCCUAUUUCUUGGUAUUAUUUUGGCCGAUAAACAUACUAAUACAUCUGUGCAAAAACUCACCUGACAACUGUCCUUUGAUAAACAGAUACUAAAGGAUUCCUCUGUGUGAUUUCUUUUGGUCACAGGUGCGGAACGGGACCAUAAAAAGAGUCACAGACAAUGAUAUUCACUCUCAGGUGUUGGAGGUCGAGGGGGCAAAUGUCAGGUGAGUCUGUUGUCAGUUAAACUGACUCUCCAUCUCUCUCUCUCUCACCUCAUUCAUUCAUCUUCUUUGUUGUCUUAUGUAUCACCUGCAGCACCACCUAUAUAACAUGCCCAGCGGACCCCAAGAAGACACUGGGCAUCAAGCUUCCUUUCCUGGUCAUGAUUAUUAAGAACCUUAAGAAGUACUUCACCUUUGAAGUCCAGGUUAUCCCAGAACACACGUCUUCUCACUCGGGACAUAAACAUACAGUGAAUCUUGAGUUUGUUGUACGAGUUUAAUGGUUUUUCAUGCUUUCUCUAAAUUUUUGUAUCUUUCAGGUGUUAGAUGAUAAAAAUGUACGCAGACGAUUUCGAGCAAGUAAUUACCAAAGCACGACCAGGGUGAAGCCAUUUAUCUGCACGAUGCCCAUGAGGUUGGACGAUGGCUGGAACCAGAUACAGUUUAAUCUGUCUGAUUUCACCAGGAGAGCCUACGGCACCAAUUACUUAGAGACGCUGCGUGUGCAGGUUAGCAAACUCAGACAGCCCCAAAACAGUCCUUAAAAGGCGCUUACACUCAGUUUUCUGAAUAAUCUCUAAAGCAAUGGCUUACUUUCUGUUUUCCCUUCUAGAUCCACGCCAACUGCCGAAUUCGGAGGGUGUAUUUUUCGGACCGACUUUAUUCCGAGGAUGAGCUCCCUGCCGAGUUUAAACUGUAUCUACCCGUCCAAAACCAAAAACCCAAGGUGAAACACACACCUCCACACAUGUAAAAUAAAAUAUCAAUUAAUUAUGCAAUACUCAUACACAUAUUAUCAUAGCAGUAGACAUUUGCACACUAGAAUAAAAUGUGCCGUGAUUCAGGUCAAACACUCAUAUUUGUUUGUUUUGUGUUUUGCAGCAGUAA
Xyrichtys novacula (pearly razorfish) is the source of this 1974-nucleotide messenger RNA. The record is from the annotation of a GenBank genome assembly. Lineage: Eukaryota; Metazoa; Chordata; Actinopteri; Labriformes; Labridae.